Messenger RNA from Paramuricea clavata, 750 nucleotides. The record is from the annotation of a GenBank genome assembly. NCBI's taxonomy places the organism in Eukaryota, Metazoa, Cnidaria, Anthozoa, Malacalcyonacea, Plexauridae.
AUGAUAGAGAACGUUAUCGGUGAAUUGAAGCUGCCUCAGAGUAAGUCAGCAAUACUGUUAUAGUUUCUUUCUCGAUUAUAGCUUCUUUGUUUGUUAUAGUUUCUUUGUUUGGGAGAUGUGAUUAACAUGCUGGCUCUUUACAGUUGAGAUCCUGGUUCCAGUGUUUCUUGUUUUGUUCAGCCUUCAGGGAAAAUGGCUACGAAACAAUGUUUUCUGGUUUGUCAACCUUCGGGAAACAUGGACAGGAAACAGUGUUUUCCUGGUUUGCACAGCUUUGGGAAACAUGCAUGGCUAAAAAUAUUACAUCGAAAUAUCUUUAAAAACUCUCUGCGUGUAGUUCAAUUAACAAACCACGGCCGCUUAUAUCCAAAUUUGCUCUUUUUUAUAGGAUUGAAAACAAAAUCAGCUCAAGAUGCUUUGCUGAACGAGUUAGGAACGUCAAUUCCCCUCACUUUACAAACAGAUGAAGAACAACCUCGCAUUCUAUGUUUCAAGAAGCACUUGGCAGACCUGAAUGGCAAAAUUGACGAUUUUCUGGAACGAAAAAAGACAGUCGAUAAGCGUGUUCCUCUUAGCAAGGUCGUAUUACGCUACCUCAGUCUACACGAAGAAAAUCGUUUCGACAAUUUGCGUCUGUCAUCAACUGGGUUGAACAUUGUGAUUGGCCGUGAUGCAUUGAUCGUGUCGGGUGAAAAGCCAUUGGUUGAUAAUUGUUGUACUAGCAUACAACAGUUUACUGGAGGUUGGUAA